AUGGGGAAGCGGCACUUACAUGUGCAUACUAAAUCGGACACCCAGAAUAUCGGGAAGCGCAACAACGGGUUGAGCCUACUGGUGAAGGUGGAGUGGAAAGGCAGUCACUUUCGCUUUCGCUGCCCAAGUCGCCACACAACACUACUCACUCUCCCCCACCCCCAGUGGACUCCACAAGCUGAGCGGGGUGAAGGUCUCCAAGAUGGCGGAUGCUCAUCAUACCCAGCUACACACGGCAUGCAGCUGCAGCAGCCUGAUGUGCCAGGCCCCAGUAAUAAAGCAAGGGACAACCUUGAUAAUAUUUCUGACCGAUUCUGGGCUCAGCUGCUGGCUCACACCACUGCCAGCUGUGGCUAUUCAUGUACCACUUACAAGGACCAAGUUUGCAGCAAGUAG
Molecule: messenger RNA, 396 nt
Organism: Pelobates cultripes (western spadefoot toad)
Lineage: Eukaryota; Metazoa; Chordata; Amphibia; Anura; Pelobatidae
Source: the annotation of a GenBank genome assembly